CACUUUUAAAUGGAUUCUUCGCGAGCGCCACGUGGUUACAAAAUUUAAUAAAACACGUGGUUAGAAUAGUAAAGAGAAGAUGAGCACUCAAAGAGGAAAUGUCAAUAAAUCUCGUAGUCAAAAGCAUCAAAACACGACAAAAUUUAAAAAUAAUCUUCAUGGCGUUAAAAAUUAUAACGACACUUCUAUAACUUCGGUAUGUCUCAGAUGUAAAGAUAUUAUUGAAUGGAAAAUUAAAUAUAAUAAAUACAAACCAUUAUCUGUCCCUAAACGAUGUACAAUAUGCAACCAGAAAACUGUAACACAAGCUUAUCAUAUAUUGUGCAAGUCAUGUGUUAUUUCAACUGGUCAUUGCGCAAAGUGUGGUAAAGAAGAAUUUGCUAUAAAACCAGAAUUAUCACAGUCAGAAAAAGAUGCAGAAGGAAUUGCUUUUGACACUGAAUUGAAUUUAUUACCAGAAAGAAAAAAUUCUCUUCUUUAUAGUCCUUUGGAGUGGAGAGAACUUGGUCAUAGCUUCACGGUGGAUGAGAUGGGAUUGCUGGGCGAAGUGCAUGAUUGA
Messenger RNA from Centruroides sculpturatus (bark scorpion), 559 nucleotides. RefSeq lists its product as uncharacterized. NCBI's taxonomy places the organism in Eukaryota, Metazoa, Arthropoda, Arachnida, Scorpiones, Buthidae. The record is from RefSeq and is a predicted model, not a curated record. The coding region runs from base 80 to 559 and encodes 159 amino acids. The transcript has 5 exons.